This is a messenger RNA of Halichondria panicea, 5754 nucleotides long. RefSeq lists its product as uncharacterized. The coding region runs from base 127 to 5682 and encodes 1851 amino acids. The transcript has 37 exons. The record is from RefSeq and is a predicted model, not a curated record. NCBI's taxonomy places the organism in Eukaryota, Metazoa, Porifera, Demospongiae, Suberitida, Halichondriidae. Gene Ontology annotation, biological process: regulation of apoptotic process. Gene Ontology annotation, cellular component: endoplasmic reticulum-endosome membrane contact site; endomembrane system.
GAUCAAAGUCACUUGACUACAAAAAAAGUUAUUCAACAGAAGAGAAAAGUCUACUAAAGCUAGCUACCCGUACCCAUAGGUACAUACCCGUGUUCAGCUCAAGCUAGUACCUUCUAGAGCUCACUGAUGAUGGCGCAGGCUCUGUCUGAAGAAGAGCUUGCAUCACACUCUGAAGUCCUCAGAGAGAGGUUUCUGGAGCAUCAUGCAGAUGAUGAAGAGAUGGACUCACGAGACAUUGAGAUGGUUCGCAGUGACCCACUCUAUGUGCCACGCUUUGUAGCUCACAACAAAGGCAACCUGGACAAUGCAUACAAGCAUAUGGUUGACUGUCAGAAGUGGAGGAAAUCGUUUGGUAUUAAUGAUAUUCUAUGGACGGAUAUUGAUGAGAGUCUAUGGAAGUCGGGCAUGGCCUGGAAUAGGGGAUACGACAAUGAUGGAAACAAUGUCUGUAUUCUAAACAUCCACAUUCAUCGCAAGGACUCUAAGAAAGCUCCCAUGCUGCUCAAGUGGAUCGCCUUCUCCUUUGAAAUGCAUAGAAAAGUGUAUCCCAAGAACAAGAUGUGUAUGGUGUUCGACAUGAAUGGAGCCGGCCUUGCUCAGAUGGAUAUGGACCUCGUCAGAUUUAUAGUCAAUGCUUUCAAGAUCUACUACCCCAACCUCCUCUCAUGGUUGCUUAUCUACAAUAUGCCCUGGGUCCUACAAGCUGCCUGGAAGAUAGUGCAGGGCUGGCUGGGUGAGGGCGCCAUUGCCAAAGUCAAGUUUGUAACCAAGGAAACCAUGUGUGAGUAUAUUCCUAAGGAUCAGCUGCUGGUCAAGUUUGGAGGAGAGGACACGUGGGAGUUUGACUACCAGGUGGAGAGGGAUCGUAUGUUUGAGCUGGCCAUGUCCACCAUAAUGCCAGAGGCAGGUGCUGAGGACGAGGACGAGGGAGAGGAGUCACUCAUCAGUGAGACUGCUGACAGGGCCAGACAGGUACGGUUCUCAUCUGGGCUCCCACCCACCCGUCAGAGCCGCUUUGGUCCUGAUGAUGGUGAGGAGAGGCGUCCUGUCAGCCCGGACCAACGACUACUACAGGGGGGAUCUGGCCGGGGGUUCAGACGAAGACAAGUAUCUCGUCUCAUGAGUCUACAGGAUGGCAAGAGAUCCAACAGCAUGGACGAAGGUGCCGAGUCAGCAUCACUAAACGGACGUUUGUCUGCUAGGAGACACUCGGCUGAUCCAAGAAAUGGGGGCGUGGCAACCAUGGGUGAUGUCAUGUUGAGUCCUUCAACUGAGCUGACAUUUAUUGGCAAGAAAGACUCGGAGGUCACGUGUACUCUCACCCUCACCAACAUCUCGGACAACUCUGUGCUCUACAAGAUCAAAACGACUGCUCCUACUCGCUACAAAGUACGUCCUAAUGUGGCGCUAGUGGAUGGCAGGAGUGUGGCCAAAGUGCAGGUCUUGUUCUCACCAGGUGCUGGCAAGACGAGUGUGUCCCAGGACAAGUUCCUCGUACAGACGUACACGUUCUCCCCUGAGGCUAGUCUGCCAGACAUGGAGAGACUCAUAGAGUUCUGGAGAGCACUGCCUAGCAAAGACAUCAGAGAGCACAGAAUGCACUGUCGCUGGUUGUCAGAUAUUCCCCCCAAACCAGCCCUCAAGGAGUCGUCUGCCUCCUCUGCAGCUGCUAAGGUCACAAACUUACAGAGCCCUCAAACAACGACACCAGCUACCCCACUCAGAACAUUGGAGCUGAAGCUUGAGGCGUGGAGUGAGGAUGCUGGAGAAGGGGCCCAGGUGACAGUGGAAGAAGUUCGUCAGCAGAAUGCUAAAGUGUUGCAGCUCAUUGAUAUAGCCAAGCUGCUUCCUCCUCUCAAAGAAAAAGGAAUACUCACCGAAGAAAUCAUUAAGAAAGUAUCUGAUGCGAAACAUCAUACUCAGUUUGAGAGGUCUAACUUUCUGUUGAGCUUUCUCUACCAAAAAGGACAAGUUGCCAUCGAUGGCUUCAUAGCUUCACUGCGUGAGGCAGAGACUCCCAAUCAUGCUGAGAUAUUACGUCUAUUGGAAGGAGAGUUAGUGGACAGUCAGCUGCAGUCGCCACUCUUCACCAUACUAGAGGGUCAGCUCUCAUCCAUCAUCCGUAGCAUCAACCUUGUCUCUUUGCUCAAGUCCCUGCUAACACUACAGGCUAUACCACUGAGCACUUUCCUCGACCUACAGAACAAUGAUCGCACUCUCAAGGAAACACUGGAGAGACUGUUCCCUAUGCUGGAGAUGCACGGCACACGCGGCUUCAUCAGCUUCUUGUCAGCUCUGCAGAAAGACCUUCCAAAUCCAGGCCAUGAGAAGCUGUCUGAAAUAUUGUUUGCAGAAGUGAAGAAGUUCUUUAAGGAGCAUCCUCAGAGGGACCUCAUCAGUCAGAGUGACCGUAUCGAGAUCCUGCAACUGGAGAGGAGAGAUAAAGUGAUUGGUCAAGAGGUUCACCAGCGCAUCUUGAGGCACCGCGACACUCUAGUGGAUCAGAUCAAUGUACCAGCAUUACUACCCUCGCUGCUCAAACAUCAGGUGAUCACCAAACAGGAUGCAGACUACCUGAGCCAGACGGAGACCCAGACGGAGAGUCUGCUGGACCUACUACUGGAUAAGGAGCUCAGCUUCAUGGUCAAGUUCGCUGAGUCUCUUAAAGAAUCCCCCGUCAAUAGAGAAGCUGGAGAACUGUUAUUAGCAUCCCCUCAGGGUUCGAUGGUAAUGAAGAAGCCAGUUCAGUCAGGGGGAGGAAAACAUGAGAAGGUGGCUGUGUUUGUGAGUGCGGACUACUACCUCUCGAGGAACGGACUGCCCACCAGUCUGGAGCCGAUGCAGUUCGACCAGCCAGUGAAGGAGCACAGAGAGACGUUGAAGAGACAGCUGGCCAGUAAAGAUUUCCACGUGAUCCACUUCGAUACAAAUAUUGACGAUGACCAGCUUCCGAGAGCUGCCAAGGAGGGUAAAGACAAGAGGGCAAAGGUCAUCACUGAGAGGUUUAUUUCUCAGGUGGCAAGCAAGUGUAUGGAUGAAGCGAUAGUGUUCCUGUUCCUCUCUGGCAUACAGUUCCCGAUAAAGACGGGGGGAAGCUCCCUAUACAGUGGAGCAGUGCUGAGAACAAAUGCAUCCAAAUUUGGGCGUUUAUCGUUGGACAGUAUCGAGUGCAGUGACCUGGUUGAGUGGGUACGGGAGAUGCCCGGGAGUCAUGUGACCAUCCUCAUCGACACUGACCCCUCCCACGCUGUAUCCUAUGAUAAGACACGUCAGGUCUCACAAGUGGAGAUUAUGGAGAGUCCGUGGCUGCCUCUGGUGUCGCCUGAGGCUAAUACCGUGGUGCUGUACCUUCAGCCAGACCCAGCAGCCAUAGCUGAUAGCAGAGGACCGAAGGGGAGAGGAAUAGGAUCACCACUGGGGUUGCUCACUGAGACCGUUACCAAGGCAAUCGUCUCGUGUGUGCUCAAGAACAAAGAAGAGUUGGUGAGUCAUCGUUCCCUCUAUGAGGCUGUGUCCUUCUAUUGGCACUCUAGUGGGAAUGGUCGUCUUCACCCUCUCUUCAUACCCGCCAUGGCGGGGGCCAUGGAUCGCUGCUUCCUGGACAAGACCUCCCUACCUAACCAGCAAGCCUUCAGAGCUGACCUCACAAGGACUACCUCCGGAGAUGACAUGUUUGUCAAUAGUGUUAAGCUGACCACUGGUACGAUGGCCGGCCUUAUCCAAGGGGACCAGUUGGAGUUGUUUCAUGUUCUGCGGCCGAGGGUACGAGUGAGUGGGCGUGUCACAGAGUCCUUCCACCUACAUUGUGUGGGCGUGAUUGACGAGGGGGACUGGACACGCCUCCUGGACACACUCACAGAACUAUACAAGGGUGAGUUGUGUGGAGUGAGUAGAGGUCUGGAGUUCGUGCUGGCAAGGAAGAAGUUUCCCCUCCACCAGCGAUUGGCUGUGUAUCCACGGGAACUAGAGCGUGGGGACACCAACACUCUCAAGACGUAUAUCAAGGAGCGCUCUAAUCUCCUAGCCUACGUCCCCCAGGAGACCAACACAAAAAUUAAUGGGUGGGCAAGGAUUAUCAGUCGCACACCCUCAACUCACAAUCAAACGGAAAGCUUCUACGAUGGUUGGAAUCCAGCUUUGACUGCUAGCAGAUUAUUUUUAUGGAGUAUGUGUCUAUGUGUGUGUGUGUGCAGUGCUGCGGUAGUUGUGAGUUUUGUGGAGCAAGUGUAUCAUGUGAAGGAUGUGAGAGGAGACAUCAAAUAUCCCAUGAUGUCAUCAUCCAUGGAGAAGGUCAAGUCAAUGCUAGAGAUUAUUGCACGAUUCAAGUACGUCAAGGGUCUCAAGUCUCGACAGAGGUCACCCCACCUGUCACAUGACUGCUUCAUUACUGUGGCUCGGCCGCUAUUAUCGACAGCUGCACCAUUGUGUCGAGAAUUUGAGAUAUUCCGGAGUUCUUGUGUGGGCGUUCAUCUGUCGUCACUAGGUUACGAGGCUAUUCUAAAGUUCACUGACCCCCCUCAAUUCUGGACCCCCGCCAAGGCAGAUCGUACUCCCAGUUUGACUGUGCAAUUCAAACAGAAUAGAAUCAUUACUGCUGUAGAGUUGAGAGGUGACCCCACUCACUCCAAAUUUGUGAAAGAGGCAACUGUCACAUAUAGAAAGACCAUUCUAAAGAAAGUUGUUGACUGUUCAAAACCCAGCUUAGAUUUGGCCACAGAUGAAAUAGCCGGCUUCAUUGUGUUCCAGCUGAACACAGUUGACCCUGAGGCACAAUUCUCCAUCACCUUUAAACUGAAGGCCAAGAGACCCAAAUCAAAGAGUGGUUAUGUGGACCAGCUGUGGGUGAACAGACCCUGGCCGUUCAUUCCUGCAUGGUCACUGAAGCCUGGCAUUGCCAAGAAUGGCUGCCUCACGUUGGACACUCAUCAGCUCACCUGGAAUGGUGUAGGCGGAGGAGGGGAGAUGGCUCUUCACCUCGGCAUGGCAACUAGUCUCGAUAAAAUAGAGUUUAUCGCUCUCACAGGUGUGAAGGAGCUGGUUGUGUGUCUGGAGACACAGUUUCCCAUUCUUAAAACAGAUUCCUUCACUUCUUCGUAUCCGAGGAAGUAUGCGUUUCAGCGACCAAUUAUUGCGUCCAUGGUGACCAUCCAGCCUACUAAGUUUGGGGAAAACCCCUCCCCAACACCACCCCCUCCCAUGAUGUCUGAUGCUGGAGACACUAGAGUACAGUUACAGCUUCACGGGAACACACACGGAGAAGCCAUGGAUGUGGACGAAGGUGGUGUGAUCAAUGUCCAGUUCAAUGCUCUCUCAGACAAGCAGUUAUUCUUUUAUAUCCUCUGCUUGGAAGAAACAGGUGCCAUCAGUUUCUUGAACGAGGGAGAGGAAGAAGCCCCAGAAAUGUACCAACAAAUGGAUCUUGUGACAGUGUGCCCCCCGGCUAAGCUCCUACUAGGUACAGAGAUCCCUCAAGGUUAUAAGCCUGAGGCGGGGCAUAUACGGGAUGAGUACCGUGUGUGGGUGAGUCCCUCCAGGCUGUGUGUGGAGCCAUUCCUACAAACUGGUGUGCACAACUACCACCUGCCCAUUGCUUACAAUGUGUGCACUACUGGAUACAGGACUGGUGACGUGGUGGACGAGUGGUUCGACCAUCACUACACUGUGAGGGUCAGGAAAAGCUAGCAGUGGACGGACGUUACUCUGUAUUUAUGCUUAUGCUUAAUAUGGAAGUGUUUGGCAUUAUUCCAAUACUAA